Molecule: messenger RNA, 771 nt
Organism: Mastomys coucha (southern multimammate mouse)
Lineage: Eukaryota; Metazoa; Chordata; Mammalia; Rodentia; Muridae
Product: proline-rich protein 23A3-like
Exons: 1
Coding region: 1-771 (256 amino acids)
Source: RefSeq, a predicted model, not a curated record
AUGCUGCGCCCGAGGUCCCUCAGCCCCAGCGCCGACCCCGCGCCCAGCUGGUCACCGCAGCCAUCAGCACCUAGCCCUGCCAAGCGCCCCCGCCUCCACCAGGAGCCCGCGCGCCCCGAGCCCCUGGCUCAGCCCGAGCUGGAAGCGCCCGCCGGGCCCGCCACCAGCGCGCUCACCUCCGUGGUGUUUGUGGCCGCCGGCUGCUCCCUGCAGCUGCGCCUGGAUGGCGUCGACCUGCUGCUGGAGCCUGAGCCCACUUCGGUCCUCCAAGUGUUGCUCCAAGGACACACCAUCCUCCUGGUCCCCGAGGGAUUCCUGACAGGACUCCAGCCUGAACAGCCUGGAUUCGUGGCCACCAGCCAGCAGGGAGCCGCUCCCCAGGACGUGCCCCAGGACCACCUCGUCAGCCUCCAGCAGGAAACCUGUGAGUACUUCUACCAAGAGGAUGUCUGUGAUGAGGAUGCAGACUUGGACUUCCUGGCGUCCUGGGAAAGGCCUCCAGAUGGCCAGGCCGCUGGGAGACUUUCCUCCAUCACAGGGGUGCCCAGUCCUUGGUCUCAGGAGCCUGUCUCAGAGUCUUCCACUGGAGCAGAGAGAUCCAUCUGGGAAUUGGACAGCUACCUGCUGGGACCCUUCCCUGGCUCACCACUGCAGCCUCUGCCUCUAUCUCCUUCCCUAAGUCCCCAAGAGCAGGUUUUGCCAAGCCCUCCCUGCUUUUCCCGCUCUCCCCGGGCCCCUUGCAAAGCCCGGAAGCGACUGGUCUAUGAAUGA